AUGCUGGCGGCUGCAGCUGUCACAGUCCAGCCCAUUCUAGUCCAGCUCAGCCCCAGACAGCCCUCCGCACCACACAGACCGAAAAGCAUCGCUAACCCGCAAUACCAUCGCGCAGUCAUGUGUCGCGUCACAGAUUCCACUGGCUAUCCCACACUCGCCAAGCUGGCAACAUCAGCAUCGGCCAAGAAGCUCUGGUUCCAGUACAUGCUGGUUGAUGAGGCUUAUUUCCACUGCUUCGUCGCUCUGUCGGAGGCAUGCGUGGACUUGGCUCUUGGCAAGAAGAGGGAGAGCUGCUCGUCCGAAUAUCGUCACCACCUCGCCACAGCCCUGCGCCUCAUCAAUUCCAACCUCUCCAGCCACGAGGCCGUCUCGGACACCAACAUCGCCGGCGUCAUUGCCUUGUGCGACGUUGGCCUGAUUCGUGCAAAUCUCUGCCAGGCCAGGGCCUACUUUGAAGGAUUAUGUCGGAUGAUCAAGGUGCGCGGUGGAACUGGCCAGCUCCAGGGAAACCCGGCGCUUCUCCAGAAGGCGCAGAGCAUCGACAUUGACCUGGCACUGCUGGGGUGGUGCCCUGCCCAACUGAGCAAGUCUGCCAAGGAACUGGACCAGAUCGUUCCCAUCUUCUCCGUCUUGGAGGUCACAUCCCCGCUCGUCAAUGCGGUGCGGAACACCGACCAGGAUGUUUUCAAGGCAGCGCAGGAUGUCAUGAAGAUGUCCCGCAUCUUCAACUCGAGCGUCGCGUCGAGGAAGCUCGGCGCGGAUGCGUUCCACGACAUCGUCAUCAGCCUCUGCUACCGGCUCCUGGGCAUCGGUGCCAUCAGCGGCGCCUCCAAGCUGAGCAACCCCGUGGCCAGGGCUGCGCACCUCGGCCUGAUUGCCUUCAUGACGACAUUCCUCCCUCAUCUCAGCCAUGGCCGGGAUCAGAUGUACCAUGUCUUGUCGCGAAAAUACAAGGCUGCCUUGUCCAACGCUGCGUUUCGCAAAUCGAUUGAUCCCGCCACUCAUCUUUGGCUCCUCAUGGUCGCCGGCUUGUCGGUCCUCGAGGACGGUGAAUUCAGCGAAUGGCUUGCCCCUCGCAUAUCUGAGGUUCUCGAUCAGUUUGGCAUGGAUGAGUGGUCAUUUGCUCGCCGACUGAUGGGCAAGUACCCGUGGGUCAACAGCGUGCACGACACUCCCGGGGCCGCUGUCUGGCAAAAGUGCUUCCCUACAUCAACAGCACAAAACAAUUAA
Molecule: messenger RNA, 1230 nt
Organism: Clonostachys byssicola
Lineage: Eukaryota; Fungi; Ascomycota; Sordariomycetes; Hypocreales; Bionectriaceae
Source: the annotation of a GenBank genome assembly